CUGGAUGCUUCGUUCGCUGGUUUAGUGCGAAGAACGGAAAUCUCGAUCGCGAAUAUGCAACCGAGGAUAGGGUACUGUUGGAUCGUUCUUGUCGGCUGCAUCCAAUGCGCCGGCUGCUACGACAGACACGCGCACACAGUGGCGCAAUGGGCAAAGACCUUGGGCGCCGAAUUAUGGGAACUCGCGGAGAAGGUGGCGCGACCAGACGAACUAUUAAGCAAAUACAGAGCGAUGAAUACGCAAGUGGAGGACAAGUCCGGGGACGAAUUAGUGAGAAUAAUCAGCGAGAACGUCGGCAGGAUGCUGAGAAGAAAGAUGGACGCGGUGACCUGCAUCCGCAUAGAGGCUGAGAAAGGCGCGCGGAAUUGGACGGACCACGACGAUCUGGAAGACUUUAAAUACGUUUCGGGAAAAUACAGCGUCGUGGAGGGCGGGUCUCCGCCGAAAUACCCUGAGAAUAUAGGGAACAAUACCAAAUUUUACAGGAACAUAACGUUGACACCGGACUCGCAUUUCUACAACAUACCUGUAAACACAAGCUUCUCGUCGGUGCACGUGCCAACGAACGUGUACGAUAUGGGACCAGCGGUUUGGAAGGAUAUAGAGAAGACCGAGCAUCUCGACAGCGUCUUUCAGCAAAACUACGAAUCGGACCCGGCGUUGUCUUGGCAGUAUUUCGGCUCUAUCACGGGCAUGCUGAGACAGUAUCCUGCUAUGCAGUGGAGGACGGAUCCUAUGUUGAACGACGAGGAGGAAGACGACGGCGACGACGAGGGAACGCCUGAUAUAUACGAUUGUCGAGUACGCAGUUGGUUCAUCGAGGCUGCCACCUGCAGCAAGGACAUGGUGAUCCUGAUGGACACCAGCGGUAGCAUGACCGGCAUGGGAAAGACGAUCGCCAGGACAACGGUGAACAUGAUUCUGGACACCCUGUCGAACAACGACUACGUGACCGUGUUGAGCUACACGGACGAGACGUACGACAUCAUCGACUGCUUCAAGGACAUGCUGAUCCAGGCCACCCCGGAAAACGUGGAGACGUUUAAAAAAGGAAUAACGUCCGUGAAAACUGAGGGUCUCGCGAACGUGACCGAAGCCUUCAACAGAGCGUUCAACCUUCUCAGAAAUUACAGGGAGUCGCGUGGGUGCGACGCGGACAACCCGUGCAAUCAGCUAAUAAUGCUGGUGACGGACGGCGUUCCUGGAAACUUAACCGAGGUUUUUAAAACGUGGAACUGGCAGGACAACGACACUCACAUCCCCGUGAGGGUGUUCACGUAUCUUCUUGGAAAAGAGGUAACGAAGGUCCGCGAGAUCCAGUGGAUGGCCUGCCUCAAUCGCGGUUACUAUACGCACGUCCACACGCUAGAGGAAGUUCGUGAACAGGUCCUGAAGUACAUACCCGUCGUUGCCCGACCUAUGGUUCUCCAGGACGUCGUGCACCCUGUCGUAUGGACUCACGCUUACGCGGACAUAACGAAUCCGGCACUCGCCACCUGGCUGUGGCUGGUGAUGAAGCAUCCGAAACAACGAUCACGUCUUCAGAAACAUCUGAAAGGGAAACGUCUGGGCGUGCGAAUAAAUGAGGACGCUAUCUACAUACAGCAGCUCCACGAGGACGAGGACGUUCUACAGGACCCGUCAACGCUGAACUCCACCGCUUGGCAGGAGUACAGGCUCCUCACCUCCGUCAGCACGCCGGUGUUUGACCGCAAAGGCAACAAACGCUACAAUAACACGAGGUUAGCGCAUCUGUUGGGUGUGGCAGGCACGGACGUGCCAAUUGACGACAUCCGAAAGCUCACGUUGCCGUACAAGCUCGGAGUGAACGGGUAUGCCUUCAUCGUGUCCAAUAACGGCUACGUGAUACUGCAUCCGGACCUGAGGCCCGUCUACAAGGGCAGGCUCAAGCUGAAUUACAACAGUAUCGACCUCACGGAGGUCGAGAUCCUGGACGACGGACUCGGGCCUAGGAACCCGGGACCGGAGAUACUGGAGCUGCGUGCCGCGCUGGUGGAUCACAAAACGGGCAGCACGAUGGGAGUUCCCGUGAAAUUGCAUUACGACGAUAAUCGUCGGGUGAAUCUGGAGAGACGCGACUACUUUUACGCGCCCCUGGACGGGACGCCUUUCGGUGUCGCGGUCGCCAUAUCAAACUACGGCACAACUUGGAUCAAGGUCGGAGACGAAAUCCGCAGGAACCAGAACAUGAACGUGAAGAUCUCCGAUUUCUUCGUGGGCGAUCGCUGGAGAGUGCAUCCGGGCUGGGUGUACUGUCGCUACCACUAUCUGGAAGGUCACGAGUUCGAUAGCUCGGAGGACGAGCUGAGACACUUCCUGGAUCUGUUGGACAAGCCGGACUGGCGUUGGUCGGAGCAGUACGCCUCCUACCCGAUCGGCAACGACGACGACGAACCUGACUGCGGUAGACAGACCAUGUCGCACGACGACUAUUAUUGCAACAGAGAGCUGAUGCAGCUAUUGGUCUUCGACGCGAAGGCUACGAACGCGAGCUUCAAUAACGAUUUCGUAUUGGAGGGCCAACGGGCGCGACAUUUAGCCGAGAUGUAUGGGAUAUUCUUGAGAUUCGUCGCCACGCAGAGCGGCCUGACGAGGUGGCACGAUUUGGACACGAACAAACUGCCCGAAGACGACGAUGGCAUUGUUUUUGGCGAUCUUCAUAGGAGGGCGGUGAACGAGCCUUGGUACAAGGGCGCUAUUUUUCAGAAUAAUAUAGAUCCAAACAGUAUAUCCGUGACAGUUCCCUGGGAAGCAGGCCCGGACGCAAUAGUCACCGCCUCCAUGGGAAUAUUCCCAAGAGACGGUGGCAAAACAGCACCGGCCGCCGUGGUGGGCUUCCAAAUGCCCAUGUGGGAUUUUUACAAGAGAUUCAUCGACUUGACAUCGGACCCAGAAAAUCCAUCCAUGAACUGUUCUCACGUGUGGAUGGACUGCUAUUUGCUCGAUCAAAACGGUUACGUGGUGAUAUCCGAGGCGCACAACGACACCGGUCAGUUCAUGGGAACGCAGGAAGGGGCUGUGAUGAACUCCAUGGUGGGCCAAGGUCUCUUCAACCCAGUCGAGAUUUACGAUUAUCAAGGCUGGUGCGACGAAGUUCGUGUCCAGGGCGCGGCCAGCACUCUGACGGACCCUCUGAUGUACGUCUGGAAAUUGUUGCUCUGGUUUCUGCUGCGUGUGACGUGGUUCACGACCCAGUUCGUCAACUUGCCAGGCGGUCUGGCCAAAAUGCACUUCGACGAGGACAAACCGGAGCCGCCGCCGCCGCCGAAACUGUAUCUCUACCAUUAUCCUUGCGACCAGAAGAGGACCCUUUACAUGAUGAAUUACACGAUCGCGGACCAGGGUAUCACCAAUCAGACGGAGACCUUUUGCUCGAGGCCGUUCUAUGCGCGCAGGGUACCGUACACGAACCUGCUGCUGGUGGUCGUCGACGCGAUGUACCCGACCUGUUACAAAAGAUUAGAGGUGACGCCAGUGAUCAUUUCGCCGCUGGAGUACACGAACGGUACAGGGAGUGCGCCGUGCCAUAAACUUCCGCUGAAUGACCUUAAAAGGAGGCGCCUGGAGAGUUGUUUUACGGAGCAUCCGUUGGAGCACGAAAUCGACGAGUGCGGUGGCGCGUCGGGACUCGCCGUGUCUUUAUUACUGUUCUCCGCUGUUGUCGCUAAAAUUUUAUGUACAUUUGUAUGACUGUCCGAGGGAAGAAUUAUCGGUCGUUCGAUUAACGACGAGAACCACGCACCGUGGAAUACGCUGCUCGAAAUAAUUGGGACAAACUGGGAAACUGACUUAUUCGAUAUACCUCGAUCAAGGGAUCUCGUAUCGAAAUUAUUCGAGUACUUAUUUCUAGGUUUAUUCGGAAUAACAAGCUUCCUAAUUGUUGCGAGCAGCGUGGCUCUUUUUAAUGUCUCGCCCAAACAAUGACCAUCCGCAAGAACUUAUGGAGGAUUGUGAAUUUAUUAUAAGAAUAAAGAAGAUACGCUUCCA
Hylaeus volcanicus is the source of this 4008-nucleotide messenger RNA. RefSeq names its product voltage-dependent calcium channel subunit alpha-2/delta-3 (gene Ca-Ma2d). The record is from RefSeq and is a predicted model, not a curated record. Gene Ontology annotation, molecular function: voltage-gated calcium channel activity. Gene Ontology annotation, cellular component: voltage-gated calcium channel complex. NCBI's taxonomy places the organism in Eukaryota, Metazoa, Arthropoda, Insecta, Hymenoptera, Colletidae. Bases 55 to 3711 code for a protein of 1218 amino acids. The transcript is spliced from 13 exons.